Messenger RNA from Anopheles cruzii, 3587 nucleotides. RefSeq names its product protein phosphatase 1 regulatory subunit 16A (gene MYPT-75D). Bases 82 to 1857 code for a protein of 591 amino acids. The transcript is spliced from 9 exons. The record is from RefSeq and is a predicted model, not a curated record. Gene Ontology annotation, cellular component: cytoplasm. NCBI's taxonomy places the organism in Eukaryota, Metazoa, Arthropoda, Insecta, Diptera, Culicidae. Gene Ontology annotation, molecular function: protein binding; phosphatase regulator activity; enzyme inhibitor activity.
AGCAGCACCUCGACGGGCAGGUUCGGCAGCAGCAGCGCCGCCGGUGGCGGGAGUCGCAAGCUGAGCUUCGACAUCGGCAGAAUGGAGCACUCGGAUUUAGUCUCCGAGAUGGCUCAGGUCGAGCAUCUCUCCACGCAGGACCGGCUGCAUCUGGCGCGCAUGCGCCGAGCACAGCAGCUGAAGGUGGCCAAACAGAAGGAAAAGGAAUGGCUCAAGGCACAGCGCAGCCGGGACCGGCUGGGGACGCAAACUAGCUCCUACAAGCGGCACAUCACCUUCGAGGAUAGUGUGGUCCUGCUCGAAGCGGCUGCACGGAACGACAUUGCCGAGGUGGCAAAGUUGCUUCAGAAAGGUGUCACGCCGGAUGCAACGAAUAUGGACGGCCUGACGGCACUGCACCAGUGCUGUAUCGACGAUAACGCCGAGAUGUUGAACCUCCUCCUGGACUACGGUGCCAACGUGAACGCACAGGAUAGCGAGCGGUGGACACCGCUCCACGCGGCCGCCACCUGUGGGCAUCUCAACCUGGUCAAGAUACUGAUCGGACGGGGCGCGAACCUGCUGGCGGUGAACGCCGACGGGAACAUGCCGUACGACAUCUGCGACGACGAGGAGGCGCUCGACUACAUCGAGGCGGAAAUGUCCAAACGGGGCGUCACGCAGGAACUGAUCGAUGAAACGCGAGCAGCCACCGAGACGCAGAUGCUGCACGACCUACAGGACAUUUCACUGCAGGGCGGCGACAUGGAGGUCCCGGAUCUGCAGGGUGCCACUCCGCUUCACAUAGCGUCGGCCAACGGGUACACGAGGGUCGUCGAGUUCCUGCUGGAGCAUCACACGUCGACCGAUGCCGUCGAUAAUGAUCUCUGGACGCCGGUGCAUGCAGCCGCUUGCUGGGGACACCUGGAGGUACUGGAGAUGCUCGCCCAAAGCGGUGCCGAUUUGAAUGCCAAAAAUAAAAAUGACGAAACUCCUUCCGAUAUUUGCGAAGACCCUGAAAUUCGAGAACGAAUAGAGCAACUAAAGACGGAGCAGGAGAGUAAACGAUUGGCCGAAGCGCAACGCAAACGUGUGCGACGGUCGCAGAGCAACAACACUAGAGCACAAUCCGUGCGACGAACAUCGCUGCGAGACAAGGGACUAACGACCAAAAAGGAUGCCGUGGAAGAGGCCCGUUUCCGACUGCAGGCACAGGAGGGUGGUCAGCAUCACGUGCACCAUCACGCCAACAUUCCAGCCAACGGCCUGUCGGCGGCUUCGGCCACCGCCACCAGCACGGGCCAGGGGGCCGCUGGCAGCACUGCCGCCGCCGCUGAGGUGUACUCCACCUCGAACAGCGAGAACGGCAAGAUCAACGUCCAGGUGACGGUGCUAGUCGAUCCCUCUGUCGCAGGAACGUUGGCCGAUCUGAAGAAGCACCGGUCGCAGAACCGUUCGAGCGUCAGUCCGGAGAACGGUUCCCUGCUCAGCGGGACCGCUCCGAGCUUGGCCGGCAGUCUGAGCAAUGGUGCGGGCGGCGGGACCACCACACCGAACGGGACCAGCACUGCUGGCGCGGGGACAACGCCACUGGAACUGUCGCUCGUAUCGAACGAUCUGCACCACCAUCAUCACCAACUGCAUCACUCGCCCCAUCUCAACCAUCGGCAACACCAGCAGCAGCAGCAACAGCAGCAUUACGAUGGUGGUGUAAUCGGAACCGGAACCGGCAACGGCUCACUGCACGGUGGUUCCGUUGCCGCGACCGGUGAAAGCGAAGCCGGCACCCCCGGCGGUACGCUGUCCAAGUUCAGUGGCAAUACCAGUGACGUCGUGAGUGACAGUACCCGGUCCCGUCGGUGCUGUGUGCUGAUGUAAGCCAGGAAGCUCAGAAAAUCGUUCCUUUUUACCCUGCCUUCGUCCGCCCCCGACGUCCCUUCGUCGUCGUCAUGUGUCGUCUGUGUGAAAAGCGCCAUCUACCGAGCAAUGCAAUGAAAUAACUUCUAGUAUCGUGGACACUAGCGCCCCCUGUGGUCCGAUAGCCGAACCGUUGAUGCGCGCUGCAAUACUGUCAGUGUGUGACGACGAUGCUGUCAGUUGGCGUGCUCUUCCCACAGCAUGCCGCAACACUUCUCUCAGCGAAGGAAAUUCGACGAUUCGUGACGAUUGUGCAAAAAAGAUACAACGUGAGACACAGCUUCAAAACGCAGCCCCAAAAUCGACUGAGAACUGUACGCACAGUUCAGCACAAUCGCUUUACCUUCACUUUACCACCCUGAUGCCACUGUGCACCGCUGAAUCGCUGUAUCAUGGGGUCACGGGUUGCUCCCAAACACGGAGCAUCGCCACUUAAUAAGCAAAGGAUGUAAAGCAAUAUUCAUAACGGUUAAGGCCGAACAAGACACCAACGCAAAAGCUCAUCAGCACAGAUAAGAGGCAGGGCCUCUAGUUCCCCCCCGAAAGCCGGUGGUGUGGUGGUAAAGUUGAAAACUAGGACGACGAAAGAGUUUAAUAGCUAAUCAAGGCACACACUACGCGAUUGUAGAGUAGUAGAAAGAACUGACUCCGCUCCGCUCCGCUGACGUUGUUGGAAGCGCGGCUAGGUAGAAAUGGUCAAAUUGUGAUUGAUCCUGCGAGAGGGAUACCACUGAUCCAGCCAGCUUAUGGUAGGUUGUAAAUACGAAACCCCCUCCCCCGCCCAACACGAGCCCAAUGCCCCCGAUGUAGCUAGGUACUUAUGGCCGCAGCGACUUACACACGUUACUCUGUAUAGUAGUGAUUUGUCUCGUCCGUACGGUGUAAUAACACGCGGUACAGGGCAGAGCGCGAGCGAAACUCAAAAGAAUUAGCAAACUCCAAGCUCCAGAUAGAGCCAAUUCAUAAAUAUGUCCUCAGCAGCCGGCAGCAGGCUUUCCGCGGGGACAUGGCAAAGUCGGCAAUAGUAGUGGCGCCCCAUAGGUGUUACUAGCGAGCUACCUUAAAUAUGCACCCGGGCACCCCAGCAACGUAGAUAAGACUUAUGACACGCAAUAUUGCAUCACCACCCCACGCAUCACAGAAUUCACACAACGGACACAGACACACACAGGUAUUACUUCCCAAAGCGUAGUAGAAGAGUCCGUUGUGUGUGGAGUCCGUUUCGUUCAGUUUAGUUGUUUUGUUUUAGGAUUUUUUUGUUUAAUAUGCUUCCCUUCUCCGUGUUUUUCCACACAUUGUCCGUGUUUUUUUUGCUUGUUUCGUGUUUGAUAAUUAUUGUAUGUUUGCGUGUGCGGUACUCGUUCCGAUUCAUUCACCCCUCACCGCGUCGUUCAGUCAGUCGUCCAUAGUACGGAGAAGUAAUAGUAUCUGGAGGAGGUUAGUGACAGGAGACGGGCGUCGGUGGUUCGAAGGUGCCCGUUUCUUCGCGCGAUCACGCGAUCAGUGCAUAGAAAAGUAUAAAUACACAUAUAUGCGCCAAACGCAUAUACUACGCACGAGAAAGUAGUGUACAGGUACGGAACUGAGCAGCAAAAACGAUCGACUUUACGUGAAACCGAUCAAAAGCAAUGUCAAAACGAUAUAAAAAGAAAUCGAUAGAACGAGAAAGUGAGAUAACUAGAGGCACAGAG